AUGUCUUUUGUCAGACUCCAGGCUAUUGUCGAUCAAGCAUGCGCCCUUGCUGCGCUCUCGCCCAUUCGCUGGAUGGUGGUCCUAGCGACCGGUACUGCCGCUCUACCCCUCAUAAUCAUCCAGUGGAAGAGGUUCACGAGACCGCCUCUACCGCCCGGACCUCCUCGCCUUCCUAUACUUGGCAACGUUCACCAGGUCCCAAAUGAGGAACCAUGGAAAGUCUACAACGAAUGGGCGAAAACCUACGGCGACGUGAUGCACCUAAAGGCAGUUGGAGACACCUUCAUCAUCCUUAACUCCCUCACCGCUGCCCUGGAUCUUCUGGAGCAAAAAGCGGUCAUCUUUUCAAGUCGUCCUCGAUCAAUCUCGUUUGACUUGUGGGUUCCUCUCUUCCAUAUCCCAGGGUUGCUCCUCAUCAGGCAGUACAGGAUUGGGCUCACUUGGGCGCUUGGGGUCAUGGGAUACGGGUUCAAAUGGCGUGAAGCGAGGAAGGCAUUCCACCAGCACUUUAACAAGCACGAAAUCAAGAACUACCGGCCCAUCACCGAACAGGAGGGAUUGAUUUAUCUGCGCCGAAUUGCAGCCAAUCCAAAGGACUUCCGUCAGGAGACUCGAAAUGUUCUCGUGAGGAUAUCGUACGGUGUCAGCGACCCCGCGUAUAACAACAAGCUCCUCAGGAACGCCGAGGCUAUCGUACAAUGUCUCUCUGAGUGUGUCCUCCCAGGUCGCUUCCUCAUUAAUGUCUUCCCUUGGCUUCGGUUCUUCCCUUCGUGGUUCCCUGGCACGGGUUGGAAGCAGAAAUUUGCAGAAUAUGCUGCUGCGAGUGACCGCGCCCUCGUCGACUCGUUCAGCGAUGCCCAGGAUCGAGCAAGGCAAGGAUAUCAGAGCGAAUUCCCCAACGUGGCGACCAAGUUCAUAGGCGAUCUGCCCGAUGAAAAGAGCAAAGACUACCAACUGCGGCUGGACACAAUUAGCUCCACCUAUGCGCUAUACCUGGCUCUCGCAAUGUACCCUGAUGUACAGCGGAAGGCCCAAGCAGAGAUUGAUAGAGUUGUGGGGUCCCACCGGUUACCGACUUUCAACGACCACCCACGGCUAGUCUAUCUCCAAGCCGUCCUCAAGGAAGUGUUCCGAUGGCACACCACAGUCCCUCUCGGACUGACGCACGUCUCGACGGAGGACUACGUAUACAACGGGUACUUCAUUCCGGAGGGCAGCAACAUCAUGACAAACGUGUGGGCGAUCAUGCACGAUCCAAACGUCUUUGAAGAUCCUUUCGAGUUCAAGCCCGAGCGCUACUUGAAGAACGGCGAGAUCGAUCACACUGUAUUGGCACCAGAGACAGCUGCCUUUGGAUUCGGCCGCAGGAUCUGCCCAGGACGUCACCUGGGAAAGGACUCUUUAACCUACGUUGCCGCAUGCCUCUUGGCGGUCUUCGAUAUUCGACCACCCAAGGACGAGAAUGGCAAUCCGAUUAAACUCGAGCUGAAGGUGACUUCAGAGCUUGCGAGAAUGAGUGCUUGA
Coprinopsis cinerea okayama7#130 is the source of this 1524-nucleotide messenger RNA. RefSeq names its product O-methylsterigmatocystin oxidoreductase. Bases 1 to 1524 code for a protein of 507 amino acids. Lineage: Eukaryota; Fungi; Basidiomycota; Agaricomycetes; Agaricales; Psathyrellaceae. The transcript has 9 exons. The record is from RefSeq and is a predicted model, not a curated record. Gene Ontology annotation, molecular function: iron ion binding; oxidoreductase activity, acting on paired donors, with incorporation or reduction of molecular oxygen; monooxygenase activity.